This is a messenger RNA of Talaromyces amestolkiae, 912 nucleotides long. RefSeq lists its product as uncharacterized. The transcript is spliced from 4 exons. The record is from RefSeq and is a predicted model, not a curated record. Gene Ontology annotation, molecular function: oxidoreductase activity, acting on the CH-OH group of donors, NAD or NADP as acceptor. Gene Ontology annotation, cellular component: cytoplasm. Bases 1 to 912 code for a protein of 303 amino acids. Lineage: Eukaryota; Fungi; Ascomycota; Eurotiomycetes; Eurotiales; Trichocomaceae.
AUGGCCUCUCAUUCUGGUAAAAAAGUCUUCAUCGUGACAGGCGGCGCAUCAGGCAUCGGUCUUGGUAUAACUCGCUACCUCAUCACCCAACAACAUCCCACCCUAAACCCAGCACACAUCGCCAUCUUCGACAUCAACACCGAAACCGGCUCCGCCGUCGUUUCGAGCUUACAAGAAGAAUACAAAUCCACCUCACCAAGCGCGACAAUCUCAUUCCACCAAUGCAACGUCUCAUCAUGGGAAAGCCAAGCUGCUGCUUUCAAAGAAGUAGCGCAACAGCAAGGGAGAGUUGAUUAUGUCGUUGCCAAUGCGGGCAUUACGGAAAAGGGAGAUUUAUUGGAGAAGGAAGAAAAAGAGCCGUCGAAGCCGGUGUUGGCGACAUUGAAUGUUAAUUUGACGGGCGUCAUAUACUCAACCAAAUUGGCAAUCCACUACAUCCGAAAGAAUGGAUCAACCUCCUCGACAAAAGGGGGAAUCAUCUGCACAGCCUCGAAUGCAGGAAUCUACCCCUUUCCCAUGGCGCCUAUGUACGCCACGACGAAACACGGUGUCGUCGGACUUGUGCGCUCUCUUGCGCGUCCGUUGGCUCUGGAGGGUAUUCAAAUCAAUGCGUUGGCGCCUGCUGUUAUCGAAACGAACAUCGCCUCAAGCCACGAUCUAUUCAAAAACAUGAUCAUUACACCCAUGUCAACAGUGACAAGAGCAGUUGAAAUACUAUUAACAUCAAGUCCCAGCCCUAGCUCUAACUCAACAACCUCCACAACCACAAAGCCACUCCCCGAAACGACUAUAUUAACAGGCAAAAUCGCCGAGUGUCAUGAGGGGAAUGUCACAUUCGCCGAACAACCGGCGUAUGUGGAUGCAAAUACGGAGAAGAAUAUUGAGAUGUUUUGGAGUUUGGGGUAUGCCUGA